CGGCAGCCGGGGCAGCCGGAUCGCGGCGGCGGCGGCUGCUGCGGGGAGGGAGCGCGGAGCGGAGGGAUGUGGGGCUUUGGGGGAGGCAGGAUCUUCGGGAUCUUCUCUGCUCCCGUGCUGGUGGCCGUGGUCUGCUGCGCCCAGAGUGUGAACGAUCCCGGCAACAUGUCUUUCGUGAAAGAAACUGUGGAUAAAUUGUUGAAGGGCUACGACAUCCGUCUGCGGCCGGAUUUCGGAGGUCCGCCCGUCUGCGUCGGGAUGAACAUAGACAUCGCCAGCAUCGACAUGGUUUCCGAAGUCAACAUGGAUUACACUUUGACUAUGUACUUUCAACAGUACUGGAGAGAUAAGAGACUGGCUUAUGCUGGCAUACCUCUCAACCUCACGCUUGAUAAUCGAGUGGCAGAUCAACUCUGGGUGCCUGACACUUACUUCUUAAAUGACAAGAAAUCAUUUGUGCAUGGGGUUACUGUGAAGAACCGAAUGAUUCGCCUUCACCCGGACGGAACCGUGCUUUACGGGCUCAGAAUCACAACCACUGCAGCUUGUAUGAUGGACUUGAGAAGAUACCCAUUAGAUGAACAAAACUGUACUCUGGAAAUAGAAAGCUAUGGCUACACGACUGAUGACAUAGAGUUCUACUGGAGAGGUGGAGAUAACGCAGUCACUGGUGUGGAGAGGAUUGAGCUGCCUCAGUUCUCGAUCGUGGAGUACAGACUGGUGUCAAAGAAUGUUGUCUUUGCCACAGGUGCCUAUCCAAGACUCUCACUGAGCUUCAGAUUGAAGAGAAAUAUUGGAUACUUUAUUCUACAAACCUACAUGCCCUCCAUACUGAUUACCAUUUUAUCAUGGGUGUCAUUCUGGAUCAAUUAUGAUGCAUCAGCAGCAAGAGUUGCCCUUGGAAUUACAACUGUGCUGACUAUGACAACAAUCAACACUCAUCUGCGAGAGACUUUGCCUAAAAUCCCGUAUGUUAAAGCCAUUGACAUGUAUCUUAUGGGCUGCUUUGUGUUUGUCUUCUUGGCCUUACUUGAAUACGCCUUUGUCAACUACAUUUUCUUCGGGAAAGGCCCUCAAAGGCAGAAGAAACUUGCAGAAAAAACAGCGAAGGCAAACAACGAUCGCUCCAAGUUUGAAGGCAACCGGGUGGACACCCAUGGCAACAUUCUGCUGACCUCACUUGAAAUCCACAACGAGGUGGCGAGCAACGAGGUCACCACCAGCGUCACGGAUACUCGGAAUUCAACCAUAUCCUUUGACAACUCAGGAAUCCAGUACAGGAAACAGAGCUCACAUCGGGAAAACCUGGGAAGGCGCCCGUCAGAAAGAACAGGUCCCCACAGCAAGAGGGGCCAUUUACGAAGAAGGUCUUCACAACUGAAAAUAAAAAUCCCUGAUCUAACAGAUGUGAACGCCAUCGACAGGUGGUCGAGAAUGAUUUUUCCAUUCACAUUUUCUCUUUUCAACUUAAUUUACUGGCUCUACUAUGUUAACUGAGUGACUGAACUUUUUUUAAGGACUUCAGUUAUAACCAGAGAAGUACUGCUUGCCUGCAGAGUAUAUAUAUAUAUUUAUACAUAAAUAUAUAUAUAUGAACUUUUCAUGUGUAGACCAUACUCAUGUACGUGUGAAUACAUAUAGCGAAGAACUGUGUGUGAUUAAAAGCACACACUGCAAAGCAAAAGUAUAUGUAUGCACACACACAUGUAUGUACACAUUCAUUCUGAGGUUAUGGACACUUUAAUAUAAGAUGCACUUCAGAGGAACUUCCUAAAUCGAAAGGCAAGUGUCAUCAAAACAACAAGCCCUGAGAAAGUAAGUGUUGUAUAUUAUCACUACAAAACUUUGAUGGUCAUAGAAAUUUUCAAACAGCUGUAAUUGUGUAUAAAGUCAGUAUUUAGUACCAUUGUUUGUAAAUGCUGCCAUACACACUCAUCAUAAAGUGGUAGAUUUACACUGGUAUGUUUAAAGUAAGUAAUUUAAAUUGCAGAUACAUCAAGUAUGAUUUAAUCAGCCAAAUUUAUUUUUCUUUGCUAAAAUUUCUUGGGUUUAUACAUGUCAUAGUAUGUUUUUUCCCAGUCUUGAGUGGGCAUCAUGUUUAAUGAUCUCUUGCUUUCUCUUCUGCAGUAAGCAAACUGAUCAUAGGAAUGUUGCUCUAGGUCUUUGGAGACAUAUAUGUGAUCAUAAGAUUUCAAACAAGCAUUUUAAGUGUCCAUCAACAGUGAAAUGAAUCUUUUGUAAGUACUGUAAAUGUACAGCACAUUUUCCUUCCCUUGGACUGGUUCCAGCUACCAUGUCAUUUUGAAA
This is a messenger RNA of Apus apus (common swift), 2307 nucleotides long. It is a transcript of the gene GABRB3, whose product is annotated as gamma-aminobutyric acid type A receptor subunit beta3. The transcript is spliced from 9 exons. Bases 67 to 1497 code for a protein of 476 amino acids. Gene Ontology annotation, molecular function: neurotransmitter receptor activity; extracellular ligand-gated monoatomic ion channel activity; GABA-A receptor activity. Gene Ontology annotation, cellular component: GABA-A receptor complex; synapse; neuron projection. Lineage: Eukaryota; Metazoa; Chordata; Aves; Apodiformes; Apodidae. Gene Ontology annotation, biological process: nervous system process; regulation of membrane potential; monoatomic ion transmembrane transport. The record is from RefSeq and is a predicted model, not a curated record.